AUGUUGUGGCGCCACUCCGAAAACAAGCUGGACAUGGUCGAGAUGAACUCCAAGGAUCCGACCUGGCUUUCGUGGUCCAAAACCGGGCCGCAGCUAGUCAUCGGAACUGCACGAGGGAACCUCAUCAUCUACAACAAGAGGACCAUGAAGAAGCAGACGAUUAUGGGAAAGCACUCCAAGCGAAUUAGUUGCGGAGGCUGGCACUCCGACAACAUCUUCGCGACCGGCUCGGAGGACAAAACAAUCUGCCUGAGCAACGAAGAGGGGGAUCCCCUAGAAAGCGGCGGCGACUCAGAGCCCUUGAGGAUCAAAAACGAUCCCAGCAUGCUGCAAAUAGCAGACGUGAAGUCUGACGACCCGAAAGAUUCCGAACGCGAACGAGUUGUCAGCAUCGUCUUGGGGGAGGUGACGUUGUUGCUCUGCAACUUAAAAGAUCCGCAGAAGCCAACAGAGCUGGCUUUCCAACCCAAGUACGGCACAAUCAAGGCCUACAGCUGGAUUGGAGAUGGCUAUCUGGUGGUUGGCUUCUCACAAGGAUACAUAGUAGUCAUUAGCUCGCGCCUGCGGGAAAUCUCGGAGGAGCUCUCGUCCGUGAAAUAUCACCGGAACACUCUCGACUGCCUUUGUUGCAGCAAGGCUGCCGGCAAGAUUGCCUCCGCAGGGGAUGAUGGCAUCAAGCUCAUCAGCAUGAAGGACUGGACCGAGAUUCGAGGCGAAAAGAUACAAAUCCGCCCUGAGGCGAAGGUGACGCAAAUGCACUGGUCUGAUGACGGAGAGCUGCUGUCGUUCUGUACAGAGACUGGCUGGGUCUACUGCUUCUUAGCCAAGUUGUCGGCGCUCUCGGCCACCUGUAAUACGCGGCUGGCAUAUUUGACUUCGUUGAGAGAGAUGACAAUCAUUGAGGGAACGGCUGACACGGAGAACAAGGUGGUCCUCCAAACUGACGUGGAGCCUGCUUUUGUGGCCCUGGGUCCUUCUCACUUAGCGACAGGAAUGAACAACCGAAUAUGGUUCUAUUCCUGCACGGAUCAAGCAGCCGUCGAGAAGGUCAACGAGCAGGAGUACAUCGGCAGCGUGGAGAGCGUGAGCUUGAAUGCAACCCAUGCUUGCGUCUUGAUCGACGGCCGUGUGUACCUGCACCAGAUCGAGCCCCGCAGCGGUGACGGGAAGACAACCAUCUUCCCAAGAAAGGAGGAUGACCGUAGUGUGACUUGUGCCUCCAUUGUGGGCAACUUUCUGAUCUACGCUCACUCCAACGGUCGUUUGCAGUACUAUUCCCUGGUAGAUGGCCAGGAGGUCAAUGAGUACAAGCACUCGAACGGAAUUCGUAAGUGCUAUCCCAAUCAUGAGGGAACUCGGGUUGCCUUGAUUGACAACUCCGGCAACGCCUGGCUGUACAAUCCGGUCAACGAUGAUUGUAUUCCCAUUGCGGACUUCCCCAACACCGCUGAUCGAAUCCUGUGGGACAGUUCGGAUUCGACGGUCUUUGUUGCUUGCGACCAGCUUAAUUUGUACACGUUCGUCUACAGCCAAGUGGAGGCGGGGCGAAGGAUAGGGUGCAGUUUGGUUGUUCUCUGUCUGUUUCUGAGGGUCGAACAUCGAUUGCAAAGUGGGCAGUGA
This is a messenger RNA of Symbiodinium necroappetens, 1620 nucleotides long. NCBI's taxonomy places the organism in Eukaryota, Dinophyceae, Suessiales, Symbiodiniaceae. The record is from the annotation of a GenBank genome assembly.